This is a messenger RNA of Branchiostoma belcheri (Belcher's lancelet), 5170 nucleotides long. RefSeq names its product S phase cyclin A-associated protein in the endoplasmic reticulum-like. Bases 176 to 5170 code for a protein of 1664 amino acids. The record is from RefSeq and is a predicted model, not a curated record. The transcript has 29 exons. Lineage: Eukaryota; Metazoa; Chordata; Leptocardii; Amphioxiformes; Branchiostomatidae.
CUGCGCGCUAGUUUCUGUCAAAUUUUGGUUCUGGGGUUACCCUGUACCACAAUAUUUGUUUACUUGCUGUGUGGUGACAAGGAAUCGUAUAUCGUUUUAAAACUCGCAGCUCAUCAAAUAGCAUGUGUGACUGACUGAGUGUGUUAGAGCGUAGCCCGGCCAUCCUGCCAACAGGAUGAGUGACAACUGGCGGAAGAAAAUGUCCAACUCGAACGCGAAGCCGAAAAACAAUGGCGGGCAACGCUCAGGAGGGGGAGGGGGGAACUCGAACCGCCGACCCAACUCCGCCAAGGGAAACGGAAAGCAAACUCAGUCACCCUUGCAGAGAUCCACCAGCUACGAAGGUGUCCGCAAGAUCGUCGCUCGUGAAGGGCGGUCAGCGCGCAACCUGGUGGCAUGGAGGGUGCCCAUGGACACCUCUGUCUCUGCAGGAAAGGGAAAGAUGUCCAAUAAAAAGGCAAAGGCUGAAAAGAUGGAAGGCAAAGCUGCAGCCAUGGGCAGUCACGCAGCAGAGAGUUUGAGGUCCAAGUCAGCACAGAGAGACUCUUCUUCCGAGGGAAGUAAAGGGACACAGACGUCGCCUCGCAAAAAAUCGCCCGGGCAGACAAAAGGGAAGAAGGCUGAUGUGCGAGCGCGCUACUGGGCGUUUCUGUUCGACAAUCUCCGAAGGGCUGUGGACGAAAUCUACCAAACAUGUGAAGCUGAUGAGAGUGUGGUGGAGUGUAAGGAAAUGCUGCUGAUGUUAGACAACUACUCUCGAGAAUUCAAGGCACUGAUAGAGUACAUUGAAAUGCAGAAACAGUUAGAGAAAUCUGACAACUGGCCCAGUUCCCUAGCGUGGGAGGUAAGGAAGUCUCCAGGACGGCCGCUGGGCCCCAGUCCGACACCGUCAGAACGAGUAACUCCCAGUCCCGUGUCACGGAGCCUCAACUUCAGCGGACAUUCUCUGCCAAGGGGGAUAUCACCGACCCCUAAGCAACCAGCUGGAACAGCUGCGAAAGAUGCAGAUGAGAUUGCACCUGCCAAGGAUCCACAGGUGGCUGCACCUGUUGUGAGCACUGUGGCAGGAGCCACUGGCACCUGGGCAGACAAGGUGAAGGGGAGUCCCUCGGCUCCAAGUGUGGCUCAGCCAAUCAGCAGUCCCGAUACAAGCAAACAGGGAUCCCCAAAGGCAGUACAGGAAGAGGCAGUUCAUAACACAUGUGAUACAGAUGCAGAUACAGAAGACUCGGGAGGCUGGGAAACUGUCCAGAGAGGAAGACGGCGCGACCCAGACAGUCGUCAACAGAGACCCUCCAGACAGACAGCACCCAAGAGCGCCAGACAUCAGAACAGUGCUAAAAACAGUCCUAAUGCUGACCAGAAGCUGAACAGAGAGAGAGCUGACAGUCAGAAGGAGAACAGACCUUCUCAUAGAGUAAUGCCACCUGGCAACCCUUCUCAGAACUGCAGAAAACCCACACAGAAUACCAAGAAAUUAGAUCCACAGAAAGCUAAUACCGAUGUCAAACCGAAGGUGAUAAACGGUCAGCCCGAUGGAAAGACUGAAGUCUACAAUGCUUGGACACAGGUUAAGAACAAACCUAGUAGCAACGUAGCAACUUGCUCAACUGAGAUGCUGAAAACAGAAGACAAAGUGAAGAAUUUAGGAAGAACAGAAACUGGUAGUAGCUGUGAGAAGGCCAGCGAUAAGUCCCAAACAGACAAUUCCCCAACAGACAAUCAGGCUGAAGCUGCCGAUACCCCACCAUCUCCUACAAAAGACGUAGUCGACGAUCUCUUGAAGAAACUGAUUCUGAUAGACUCCGGUGAGCAGAGCAACGGAAUCACAGAGCCAGAAGCUGAUGUAAAUAAAAACAAUGGUGCACAGGAAAAACUUGACAAAAGCCCACAAGAGGAAGCGAUGGAAAGUGAGAAGACAGUAGGGGAGAAUGGUUUGCCUCUGGACAGUGAUAUAAAGAUUACAGAGGACUUUACACAUCAUGAGGAAGAAGAGGAUGAUGAUGAUGAUGACAUUCUUGAUUCUGCACUAGAUGAUACGGUGGCAGCCAUAGAGAAGCAGGAGGAGGAGCUAGCCUCCAAGCUGCAGGCUUACCAGGACGAGGCUAUCGCCUGGGCCAUGGAAGAGGAGCGCUCCCUCUCCAAGCAGAUAGAGGAGGAAGAAAAGGCUCCAAUCCUGGUGGACACUGACAGGGAUGGGGAGAGUGAUCUUGGGAACGCUAAGUCUAGCCGUUGUUCCAACAAGGAUGACCAUUCCAGCAGUACUAUAGAGGCCGAAAGUUCCUAUGAGCCCAAACCAGAGCCCCCAUUGGUAGAGUCUGCGGACACGCAGGAUAGCGCAGGCCUGCCAUGUCGUGCAGACGGUCGUAUAGCCCAGUCUGAGGCUGAAGGACGGUCUCUACCGCACCCUCCCUCCGCCUCUCUUGACUCCACUGGCCAACCCCUAGACUGGACAGAGAUAAUGGCUGAAUACGAAGCAGGGGCACAGUACCGGGAGAGCACGUCCUGGGGAGAGAUGGUGGAGGAUUUUGAGAGCAGACCCCCGGGCCGCGCACUCCACAUGCACGAGAAACUCUCCUCACCAUCCAGGAAAAAGCCGUUGGCUGAGUCUUGGAAGAAGCACAAGGAGAAGCAGGCCAAGGCUGCAGCCCUGAGAGAAAGGCUGAAGACAGAACAACAGUGUAAACUACAGCAGCUGGAGGAAAGGAUAAAGGAGGUUCGUGAGUGGAAGGAGCAGUUGUUAGAUGAGAAGCGGCUGGCCAUGGAUGAGAAGCUGGAGCGAGCAGAGAGAAAACGUCUGCUGCAGCUCCAGGCUGUGGUCAGGAAGGCACAGGAGGAGGAGGCCAAGGCCAAUGAAAUCGCUUUCAUCAACACCCUGGAAGCACAGAACAAACGGCAUGACAUCAUGACUCGCUACCAGCUGGUGGAGUCCAGACUACAGGAGCUGCUGGAUAUGCGUCAGAAGAAGCAGGAAGAGAAGGCAGCUAAAGAAGAAGCAGUGCAGGAGCGCAGGAAGGCAUUGGAGGCGGAGAGACAGGCACGUGUGCAGGAACUCAUCAACAAACGGGAGGAACAAGAGGCCAGGAUUGAACAACAGAAGUUAGAGAAGGACAAGGCCAGGGAGAAGGCAACCAGAGAACGGGCCAGAGAACGGGAACAGAGAAUGAUUGCCCUAAAUGCCGCCCAGCAAGCCAACCUGGAGGAGCUACAGAAGAAAAUACAAAUGAAGCAUGACGAGAGCAGCCGCCGACACCUGGAGCAGCUGGAGCAGCGGCGGGAGAAGGCAGCUGACAUGAGCACCCUGAAGCACCUGACAGGUGGGGGGGAGGACGACACCCCACAGUCGGUACCGUACGAGCAGAAGAAAGUCUGCAGCCUCUGUACAGUUGUGAUUGCAUCAGAAGUGCACCUGUGGAGCCACCUGAAGGGUAAAAAGCACCAGGAAGCCAUGUCUGAGCAGAUGGAGGGAAAAAUGUUAUCAGAAGAAGAAAUGCAAACCCUCUCGUUGAAGUACAUCAAAGAUGCCCUGGAGGGAGGACAUGACACCAGUGCUGAACAGGAGAAGGAACGACAGAAAAUGCUGAAGAAACGUGCCAAAAAGCUCCGCUCUAGGAUGGCGGCCAGGGGACGGGAGUACGAGAGCGUCCACGGCGGCAAGUUACCCAACCCGGACUCCACGCACCGGGCAAAGAUACAGAAGGUUGUGAAGGACCUUAACAAGCAGCUUCAGAACCAGGGGACAGGACCAUGGCAGCAGAACAGGGUCCAGGCCCUGGACAGGACUCUAGGAGAGGCCAGCAGGGUCAUGGAGAAAGGGAUUGCCUCGGACAAGCAGGUGUUCCGCAGCUGCGGAGGGAUGACAUCCCUGUCCCGACUGCUGUUCCUCACUGAGACCAACGGAGAUGGCAAGCCACCUGUUAUCCCAAACAAGUCCUUAAACCUGGUGGCGUCUGUUUACGGGCUGGCCUGCGCAGGGCUGGAGGAAAACUGUGUGUACGUGCUCCUGAGUAACAAGAUUGCAUCAGUGGUCGAUGCCCUAUCACAUCAACUCAUGACCCUGCUGCCCGAAGUGUCUAGCCCGCUGACCGGCAGUGGAGGAGCGCGUGUCCAGCUGCCCAGCGACCCGGUGGCCAUGAGCCUGAUGCAGACCUUGUCCACCAUUCUGGACUGCCUGGCCAGCCAUUACACCAGCAGGCAGGCCAACAGGACGGCCACUACCGGGACUGACCUGGACACUCUGAUUGGAAGAGGGUACGACCUUGUCAGCUAUGUGGUGAGUGUGGGGAUAGUGGACAAGCUGUCUCAGUACUUUAAGAGUGUGCGAGGGCCCAUCGACCAGGACCUGAAGGCUGCAGAGUUCCUGGGGAGUGGAAUGGGCCUGCUGGCCUCCAUGAACAAAUUUGUAUCUUCUCUUGGCAAAUCAAACAGUGAAAAGGGUCCAAAGAAAGACGACACGACCCAGCUGAUCCACACCUACAAGGUGACAGAGUUAGUGGGGAUUGUGUCUCUACUGUACGGCAUGCUGCUCCACAGUGGUGCCCCUGAGAGGGGCCCCUCCCCCCCUCCAGAGGCCUUCCCCCCUCACACCCUCCACGUGGCCACCAUGGGCAUCAGGAUGCUCAACAACAUGGCUGGACUGGACCUCAACAUGUUACAGACCGCACUGGGAGAGGAGGGUAUCUCACUGGAGUUUCGGCACAUUGCCAGCUACCUGCUGUGGUACUGCACACAUUGGACCAAUCAGGACCUACUUCAUGAAGUCAUCCUUAUUGUUGGAUACUUCACUGCUCUUAACGGUGACAAUCAGCGUGCAGUGGUUGUGAGAACGGUUGGGACCAUGAUGGUUAACAGAACAGGUGAUGAAGGAAACUCCCCGCGAGCCCAGCACAAGGCCAGCAGUUUGUUUGUACAGACCCUCUCCAUCCCCCUCAUGAACCUGCCCGGGAAGGGAGAAGGCAUUCUUGGCAUGUGCUCGCCAACCCCAGUGUUUAUUGUUUAUGGCUGCGUGGCUCCAGUUCUUCUGCUGGAGACACUCCAAUCUAUGUCUGGGGAGGGCUGUCCGCCCCACAAGGGCAGAGGUAGUGCCCCGCCUGACCUCCCUGUUCUGGGUGGGCUGGGCCCUGUUGCUGCCACUUCUCCCCAGAGAGGGGAAGUGGUGGGGAGGGAUUAG